AUGAUUUUAUGGUGUUUGCCAUUGUGGUUGUUGCGAGUGCAGGCGUCGACGACGACCUUCCCGUCCUACUUGCUAGAUCAUGUGACGCAACAUGUUGAUGCAGGUCGUGUCGAGAGUGGCUUUGGGCACGCAUGCUCGCAGCACGGGCUUUGCGACAGCUGCAUUGCGGACAGUUGUGGCUGGUGUGACCGAGAACAGCGCUGUCUCGGUGCUUCUGCCACAUGCGGGCCAGGCCAUGCCCCGGUGUCAGUGAAUCCAAGCAGCUGCCCUCCUGAGGUUCCACGCCAGACCGACUUCCGGCGGCAAGAUGCCCUGGAGAUGGUUCGCUAUGCGUGGGCAGCCUACUACGACGAGCCUGAGAGGCACGGACUGCCAGACUCUGCGGAAGUGGUGAAACCAUUCCAUUACCGGAUUGGAAUCUGGGACAGUGCUUUUGCCUAUGUCGCCCUGGACUCAUCCACAAAUCGGAUCGUACUUGCCUUUCGUGGAACGGACACCGUGACGCAGCUGAUGGUUGAGCUCAUCUCGCAUUCUCUGGUGCCCUUCAUGACGGGCAAUGCACAGGUUCGCGUGAACGAGUUCUUUCUGGCUGCAGCAGAUGAUCUCCUUCCACAACUAACGCCGGUCUUGCGGGACUUGGAGAUAAAGUGCCCCACUUGCCGGCUUUGGAUCACCGGGCACAGCUUGGGUGCUUCCAUGGCCCUUCUGGCGGCGUUCAACGUUUCGUUUUGGACCCGCGAAGAGCCCAUCCUGCUCACCUUCGGCCAACCUCGAUCCGUCAACGGCCCCUUCGCUCGAAUGAUGGAGAAGAGGCUCACCCGAAUCUACCGCUUGGUGAAUGCAAGGGAUCCCGUCCCGCACAUCCCCAGGUGCCACAGGAGCGACGCUGCGCAGAAGCCUGAGAGGCAGCACCCUGGAAGCCAGCGAUACCGCAGGCUUAUCGCCGAUCUUGUGGUACGUGCGACCUGCACGCAGGGGCUCUGCCGCGCCCGCGGCAUUCCGCCUGGGCGUUCCUCAAAGGAAGACCUUGUGGAGCGUCUCGUGGCGAAGAGGAAGGCGAAGGAUGGCGGCGACGCCAAUGCAGCCAGGAAGCGCCAGGCGCAGGUGAGUAUUCAUGGCCGGUGCUCCCCGGAGUCGACUGUGGUGCUGGUUCAGUCCGGAGACACCUUCGCCUUGGGAGCUGCCCCGCUCGGGGCCCCGAGCGGUUUCCGGCCCCUGCGCUGCGGGCGCUGCGGCGAGCUCUUCGAUUUGGGAAAAGCGACUUUCAGCCACGAUCCAAAGCGAUUCUGGUGCCCCAAAUGUCGUUUUCGGGCCAUGGACCCGUUCAACGAGGUUGUGGAUGGAGGGCUUCUGCACCUCUGCCUGGUCACGGCCGCCGAACAUCGCUUUAGCUUGUCGCUCCCGCUGCUGAAGGAGUGGCGUGCCGCUGGCGAAACGGUCUGGGUUCGCAUGGUGGCCCUGGACUGCGUCGAGCUUCUCCAGGUGUGGCCGGAAGAGCUCUCGCUGGAGGCAGAUGGGCGGGAGCUUUUUCGCGUCGCGCCGCCAGAGAAGGGCCACCGGCGGCGUGACGUGCCCCAGGAGCUGACGUACCAGCUCAUGGCUGGCCCAAACGUCCUGCAGCUCCGAGUGAACGCCUCUGCCGCCGGGUCCGGGCUGGCCCUAGGUGUGCUGCGCUGCUCCGCCAAAGCCCCGCGGAGGCUGUGCGGCGACGUCCCAAGGGCCUCGGCCGCGGAGGCCCGGGAGCAGAUGCGGGUCUUGCUGAGGGAGGAGGAUGACCGAGAUGACCUCCAAUAUAUAGCUUCGAAGCGGCUUUCGCUGCUUUGCCCGAUCUCACUUGAGCGGCUGGAGCGCCCAGUUCGAGGCCGCCGAUGCCGGCACCUGCGCUGUUUUGGCCUUUCGGCCUACUGCAGGAGCAACCAUGGAAUGGACGCAUUCAACAACCGCUGGACCUGCCCGGUGUGCACCGAGCGGCUACGGCCAGCGGACCUUGUAGUGGAUGGCUAUGUAGAGCAGAUCCUGGCCGAAACCGAGGCUGGCUGCGAGGAGGUGAUCCUCUCCAUGGACGGAUCUUGGUGCCCUGCUGUUGAUACCGACGAGACAGACAGGCAAGGAGCAGCGGAAGGAAAAAGCACAGAAUGCUAG
Molecule: messenger RNA, 2142 nt
Organism: Symbiodinium sp. CCMP2456
Lineage: Eukaryota; Dinophyceae; Suessiales; Symbiodiniaceae
Source: the annotation of a GenBank genome assembly